ACCCUUUGCAGUUGCCCCCACCACAAAGAGUCCGUGUGGGCAGCCGGAGGAAUGACAGACCUGUGCGUGUCAUUGGCGGUGUUGGGAGUCGCGGUGCUCCUCAGCGAGGCGACCCGCCGGACAGCAGCGUCUCUUUCGCCCGGAGCUUACGGGAUUUACCUGCUGGAAGCGGCGUCCACCUUCCAGCUCUGCUGCUGCACUCAUGAACUGAAGCUGCUGGGCGAAACGUCCCGGCUGGAGCUGCCGCUCAGCGUCACCCUCACCUACACCAUGACGGUUAUCCACCUGUUAACUUUCCGGGGGGCGACGUGUAACCCCAGCGGGGCUCUGGAGAGCAUUUGCCGGGGAACCCGCAGCGUUCGGGCAGCCGUCGUCCUCAUUGCGUGCCAGUUCGGCGCUGCAGUCGCCGCGCAGUUCUUCGCCGCCUUCGUGUGGUCGCUGGGUCUCUCCGACGUGCACAUCAGGCACCAAAGGUUCGGGUUCAGAUGCUUCGACCCGCUCGGUGGGACUGUUCUGGAGGCCGCGGCCGUGGAGCUGGCCUGCGCUUUCAUCGUCCAGGCUGCGGCCAUGCACGUCCACAAGCUGGACGAAAAAGUUCGAGUUCACUUCAUCGCUGCGGUCAUCACGGCGCUGGUUUACACAGGUGGAGGUAUUUCAGGAGCAGUUUUUAACCCCGUCCUGGCCUUCUCCGUCCAGUUCCCCUGCAGCGGCCACACCUAUCUGGAGUACUGCUUCGUCUACUGGCUGGGACCAGUUCUAGGCGUGGCGAGCUGCGUCCUGCUGUUCGAGAAGAUCAUCCCCUUCCUGUCUGGGAAGAGCACCGUUGGUCUGGAGGUCCCGGCGGCCCAGAAACAGAAGACACAGUAGCAGAGAUGUGAGGACAGGACAGGUCAAGUCAAUCCCCGGCCGGUGGAUGUGACUGAACAACACGAGUUAAUCAUGCAGCUAAUUGUCCGUUCACUUGGUCAGUUACGGCACAAACUUAGAAAACAUGCACUACACGCACAGUGAAAGGUUUCGCCUGGUGUUUAUCAUUAAAGCACAAUUCUGGAGGCACAACAAAGCUGCAGUUGAUCAGCUGAUGGUUCAGAGAUGUUGGGCAAAGAUAGCGGUGAGGUGAAAGCUGCUCUAAGAAAACGGCGUGCAUCGCAAAUUAAUGCAGAAAAAUUCUGCUUUGAAAUCAUAGAACAAGACGCUUGUGCAGAACUUGCCUGAGAAUCAGCACGAUUUUAAGUUUUCUUCAGGAUCAGAAUCAUCCAGUGAUAUUUGUCUGUGCAUGCGUUGAUACGCUGCAGGCAGGAGCUUCUAAUAAUCUUUUAAUGGUGCAAUUUUUCCAAAAUGUUGGAGGCCUCAUCAAACCCAAAGCAGGAUGCUGCUGCUGUCACUACCUUACAGGCACUAAACAGGACUUAACUUUGAAAGCACACUAAGUAACUAAGGUGCAUCUGGAGAAAAGGAAGAAUACAAGGGGUUGAUAUGUUUGAUAUUUGUUUAAUUUAUGAGCAUCAGGAAUACUUGUCAUUGUCUUUGUUGUUGUUGUUGCUGUCGUUGUUGUCGUUGUUGUUGUUGUCGUGGUCGUUGUUGUCGUUGUAGAGCUGUGAACUAACAGUGGCGGGAAUCGGCACAAUGGUUUGGUCUGUUUCAGUUGACGUUGGGUGUGUGGGGGACACUUUCAGAUGUUGAGGACACUGUGAUGCUGACGGAGUUUUUCUUUUUUCCUCUUAAGUUUGGACGAGCAAAGUUUUUGCUGUGUGUUGAAACUGUGCUUUCCCGCAGAAAUCAUGACUGCGUGUCCUGACUGUGGGUGUUUAUCUCAAUUAUGGAGGAAGAGUUAAAGCACGCUGUGUGAUAUUUGCUAUGGAUGAUGUUGGGAUAACUAUUUUUCCACUGGAUUUUUUUAUCUCUCAGAACUACAGUAGCUGUGAACCAAUGACAAAUUAAUUUACAACUUUAAUACCUCUAGAGUCUGAAUGACGACGAUUUUGUUUCUGACAGAAUACUUGUUUCUGA
Chelmon rostratus (copperband butterflyfish) is the source of this 2010-nucleotide messenger RNA. RefSeq names its product aquaporin-11-like. NCBI's taxonomy places the organism in Eukaryota, Metazoa, Chordata, Actinopteri, Chaetodontiformes, Chaetodontidae. Gene Ontology annotation, molecular function: channel activity. Gene Ontology annotation, biological process: transmembrane transport. The transcript is spliced from 3 exons. The record is from RefSeq and is a predicted model, not a curated record. Gene Ontology annotation, cellular component: cytoplasm; membrane. The coding region runs from base 52 to 867 and encodes 271 amino acids.